This is a messenger RNA of Babesia microti strain RI, 771 nucleotides long. Its product is annotated as survival motor neuron-like protein (SMN). Bases 1 to 771 code for a protein of 256 amino acids. Lineage: Eukaryota; Apicomplexa; Aconoidasida; Piroplasmida; Babesiidae. The transcript is spliced from 3 exons. The record is from RefSeq and is a predicted model, not a curated record.
AUGGAUUAUGAAGCACAUUUAGAGACGAUUAAUGAGGCCUUGAAGCAGGAUCCGGACAACGCUGAACUACUACAACUCAGGAAAGAUAUAAUAGAGGUUAUAGAACUUGAGAAGGAAUCCAAAAAUGUUACAUCUUCAAAUGAUGGUGAAAUAGACGAUUUGUCGGUUGUAUCUAAGCCACCUAUCACUAGUGUACCAGAUGAAGUGAAUUGCAAAAAAUAUGUGGGCAGAAUCUGUUCAGUUAUUUACCAAGGCAAACCUACAUAUUCUAAAAUCAUCGCAGCAACAAAUGAUAAACUAACACUGGAUCUUUUUGGCCUAGAAAAACAGGCAACUGCUACUAUAUCAGAAAUUAGAUUGCUGGAAGCUCCAAACCAAUCGCAGUGUAAACCGGGCACUAAACUACAAGCACUUUAUCAGCCUGACGGACUAUGGUAUAAUUGUACAAUAGACAAGAUCACGCCAUUAGGUUAUUAUAUAACCUACUGCGACUACGACACUAGCGAAUUGGUUGGAUUUGAUCAAGUCCGAAUUCCAACAAAUCAGCAACUUCAUAAGAACGGGGUAAAAGAAAUAAUUACCCCUGCCGGCUAUCGUAUUCCAGAAAAUCUCAUUGUAAAAGAUACAGACACUGAGAAGCAGAGGAUGAAGAAGAGAAAAAUAGUUUCCAGUUUAAAGAAGAAGCAAAAACAGGAGAGUAUUGACAAAGAGAUUGAGAGUAGGGUUAAUUCAUGGCGAAACUUUCAGCAGAAGGUCAAGCCUAGAAUUUGA